UAUGGAUAAUAAUUUGGAAGAAAUCGUCCUCUGCUCUGAAGAACAGGAAUUCACUACUGAAGAACUUAACAAAAAAGCUGAAGAAAAAGUAUCUAAUUUUGAAAUCCCAGAAAUCGAACUUCAAGAAGUAGUAGAGGCCAAAGAAAUGAGAAGAAAGUUCGCACAAUACAAUAAUGAGGACAAUAGAACAUUUUCCCUCUAUAAAGGAACUGGAGAGAAAGAAGAUAGACUGACUGAGCCUCAGAUCUUUGAAAAGUUAACCUCUGUCCAAGAUGAGCUGAAAGGACUUGAGCAGGAAGCCCUCAAAAGAAAUGAUAUUUAUAGCACAAAAGAAGAUUUACAGAAAAACAAAGGAGCCCUUCAGAAUAUCCUGGAGAUGCAAAGAGUAGUGCAAGCCUACCUCACUUCGACAGAUAUCUCAGAGACAUCAGUUGGAAAGGGAAUCAGUGAAAUUUUGGAUAAAGAUUCUGAAAUCAGCUCUAACAAGGCUAUUUCAGAGGCUCUAGGAGAAAUAGUGGAUUAUACAUAUCAGUCCAAUAAAGUAUCAGGCUCUGAAUCAGUAAUAGAUCUAAAUGAAGACACUACUUCCUUCAUCCCUGAGUUUAUAGCUUUAGAAGAGUCUAUCUCCUCUCUUGAGACAGUUGUGGGUCGUCCUGAUCAGAAUGCUAUUCCAAAUGUCAAGCUAGCACUUGAAAACAUUCUGUAUAAUAUCCCUCCGAUGGACCCAAAACAGCUAGAUUCAUUAAAGAAGUUCAACGCUGUGUUAAAGAAGAAUUUUAUUGAUUUGGUCAAGGAGUACAACACAAUGUCUUCAAAAUCAUCACAUCCUUUAUCUGAGAAGCAAAUCUCAACUCUCUACAAGAUUGCUCAAAGAGCAGUUCAAGAAAACGACACAAUCGAACUUAUUAUAGAAAGAAUUAAGGGGAUCAAGAAGCUCCAUGACCAGAGCCCAAAUCUGCAGACCAACAUGAACCAACUCCAGGCUAAACAGAAGUCUAUCUCUGAGAUAACUGAGAAAAGCAAGCAAGAAGCCAAGAGUCUGAAAGCUGAGCUGAAGAAAGAAUUUGACUCCAUACUUACUGAUUUAGAUCAGUGAGAGGCAGAUCUCAAUGAACUCACUAAGUAGAUAAAGUUCAAUCCUUAA
Molecule: messenger RNA, 1144 nt
Organism: Moneuplotes crassus
Lineage: Eukaryota; Ciliophora; Spirotrichea; Euplotida; Euplotidae
Source: the annotation of a GenBank genome assembly